AUAUAAUAAAUACACUAUCCUGUCUCUUCAUCUCUCCUUUCUGAUUCUCGCUGCCUACGAUCUCUUCCUCUCGGGGAAGCCACUGGUCUGCUCGCCCAACAGCGUCCUUAUGAACGGUGAACGCCCUGUGACGUCCAAAGCCAGAGGAACAUCAAACUCACCACGCGGCUGCUACGCAGGGAACAAGUGCAAGUUCCUCCACGGUGAGGCUGAGAAGCUCACACCCUACGACAAGAACAAGACGUGCCGAUACUACGCCAAUGGCUACUGCCGCCGUGGUGCCGACUGCUGGUUCAAGCACGCUGACCCGGGUCCAACCAACGCUGCCGUAUCUACAUCAGCACCACCGCCCGCGGAGGACGUGGAAGAGCCCUUCUGCUGCAUCUGCUAUGAGAAGCCUGUAACGUACGGCCUUCUGGCGGGCUGCAGUCACAUCUUCUGCGUUGGGUGCAUCCGCGAAUGGCGUGCCUCCAACGGAACGUCCUCGAAGUUUGUUACGCCAUCGAGUCAAUUCUUCCCGGAGGGUCACCCGCGAAAGGCUGCUAUCAUCGAGGAGUACAAAUCGAGCAUGGCUAGGGUGCCUUGCAAGUACUUCCAGCAGUCACCCGUCGAAGACAGGUUCUGUCCAUUCGGCAAAGAUUGUUUCUUUCAGCAUUGCAACGCCGACGGUUCUCCUUACGUCUUCGCGCUUGGUGUCGAACACAACAUGAGGGUGAGCCACUCUGUCCUCUGACUAUCCCAUUUACCCAAUGGUACUGUAGGUCUUUAGACGGCGACAGGAAAGGGAACGAUAUGCUAAUCUCCGUCGGAUGAUGAAUAGCGCUCUCAUGGGGUAUGAUUACGAUGACGACGACGCCAGCCUCUCAGACAUCCCUGAGGAGCGUGACUUCGACCAGGGAAGUGAUUCGGACACUUCAUGUCCCCGGAUGACAACCUCGGCACACCUCCGCAUUUCCCUGGUCAACGACAACGUGAGGAUGGAGGAUAUGGUUGCAAGACUA
This is a messenger RNA of Fomitopsis serialis, 1001 nucleotides long. RefSeq lists its product as uncharacterized. The transcript has 4 exons. Gene Ontology annotation, molecular function: metal ion binding; ubiquitin protein ligase activity. Lineage: Eukaryota; Fungi; Basidiomycota; Agaricomycetes; Polyporales; Fomitopsidaceae. The coding region runs from base 110 to 733 and encodes 207 amino acids. The record is from RefSeq and is a predicted model, not a curated record. Gene Ontology annotation, biological process: protein polyubiquitination.